This is a messenger RNA of Drosophila mojavensis, 2233 nucleotides long. RefSeq lists its product as uncharacterized. NCBI's taxonomy places the organism in Eukaryota, Metazoa, Arthropoda, Insecta, Diptera, Drosophilidae. The transcript is spliced from 3 exons. The record is from RefSeq and is a predicted model, not a curated record. The coding region runs from base 248 to 1414 and encodes 388 amino acids.
ACUAAUCGAUUUCGAUAUCGAUUGUACAAGUACCAACUGAGCACAACAGCAGCCUAACAGCGCUGCCAUGUGCAUAACAUUAAAAUGCUAAGCUAACAUAACCAGGGAGGGCUGCCAACAGCAAUAGCUCAGCAGCUCAAUAGCAGCAGCCGAGCAUCAAAUUUACAUUUCUUUCUUUUUUUUUUUUUGGUUCAUUUAUUUGGCUGUGCACGUGCGUCGAGAGCAUUUUCAGCUGCAAGAGUGCACAAUGGAGCACCACACAUAUGCAAAAAGUGGCUCCAAGAAGUGGUCUGUGGAGGAGAAGCGUCAGCUGGUGACCAAGCGCAUCGAAGCCGAAGAUUUGUUCUCCAAGUAUUCGUCCAAGCAGACGGAGCCAUGGAAAAAGUUCAAGGACAUGGCCAAAAUAGGCGAUUACAGCGAACGCGCCCUGCGCAAACAGUGGCUCAACAUGGUGCAACGGUAUCGCAUCCAGAAGUCGAAUAUGCAGGUGACGCCGCUGAACAAGCAGUGCAUCGAUGUGCUGAAUGAGGAGUGGGAGUUCUUUGGCGAGAUCCAUGCGUAUAUGAACCAGAAGACCACCGACCUGCACUCAUACGCCCUCAAGGAGCCCAAUGUCCAGGAGCAGCCGCACCCUGACACCCAUUCCCAUUCGCAGUCGCCCAACCAUUUGGCCAUUCGUGGCGUUGUCAAUGACCACAAUUUCGGUCCGUUGACAGGUGCAAAGCCAUUUCAGAAGAAAAACCAAAUGGGAGCCACUCCUGUGGAUCGGCCGACACCACAGGAUCAGCAGGAUGAUCAGCUGCCCCAAGGCAGCUCCAAUGAGCAGCGCUAUUCUCACUUUAGUGUGACAACGGGUGACGAUUCGACCUUGGACCUAUUUACUGAUUCAGAUUCCCAGGAGAGCUCACAACCAUCGGAUCCGGUUGCUGUCGAGGUAUCCGAUCUAUCGGAAGUGGAGUCCCUGUUGGCCUCCCCUUUGCCCGCUAAGUCUGCGUCCGAAAUCUGCGAGCCGAACACUGUCGAACAGUUGCCCACCAGCUACGAAACAGCAUCGGGCUCCAUGCCGCUGGACGAGCAGCCGUCGGCAAUCAAAUCGGCCAGCUGGUCAGGAUCAGCAUCAGCAGGGAAGAAGCCAGCGACGGCCCAGAGGAAGCGAAAGGUACUGAGCGAAAAGGAGAAAUACUAUAGACAUCGUCGCCGCUACGAGCAUCGCAUGGAGCGCCGUCUGGGCGGCCUGUGCAAGGUGGCGGGACAGCUGCUGGAGAAGCUGAUGCCCGGCAUGAAUGUGACGCCGCUGCUCACGAAUAUCUACAAUAGCGUCGACGACUACAACUGCAACAGCAGCUGCGACGACGACGACGACGACGACGAUGACGACGACGAGUCCAAUGAUGAUGCAGUGCCUCAGCAGUGAGCGAAGUGUGGCAGAAGCUUCAAACAUCAUGUUCCUCUAUAUAAGAAUCAUAUAUUGCUUUAUUUAUAUACAUAUACCCACCAACACACACACACAGACACACACACACACACACACAUACAGGACUAGUAGAAAUGGAGAAAGCACGAACUGUAUUCAAAGAAAAGACUUGACUAAGCUCUAGAAAGUUUCAAUUUUGAUCUCCCAAAGAUCGGCAAGGAUUAUUGUAUGUAGAUGCUCGCUUAUUGUUAGAGAUAAACACCCACACACACACAUACACACAGAGCAAUACUAUAAAGAAUGAUUAUAUAUAUAAAAUAUCAAAUCUGGGUAGAUAUUUAUGUAAAUAUAGGAUUGGUUGAAGACGGAAGAAGACAAAAGUUGUGUGUCUUAAGAUAUGAUUUUAAUGAUUCUAUUUAUACGGCUAAGAUUCGAACUGAUCUACAGAAACGUUAGGGUAUAGAUCAUAUAGAGCAAUAUCUUCCAAUGUUCCAAUGUUCCAAAAAACAAUUGGCUUAAAUAGUUGACAUCUAUGGCUAUAUAUCGACUAUAUAUUGCAUUAAUCGUUUGGGAGAGCGCUAAGGUCUUUAAAUUGACUUAUAUAGUUGAUAAAUAUAGGAUUGAUUGAAGGCGGUUUAAGGCAAAUUGUGUGUGUCUCAAUAACUCUAGUUCAAGAACUAUCAUUAGAUUUAAGAUUCAAACUAAUGUGCAGAUUAUUUAAGCAAUAUAGCAUUAUCUUCUUUGUGUUGAAUCAAGAUUUGUGAAUGUUCUAUCUUUAAAUUGGCUUAUAUACAUAUAUAUACAUAUAUAAAAUUGAAA